Sorghum bicolor (sorghum) is the source of this 3137-nucleotide messenger RNA. Its product is annotated as phosphate transporter PHO1-2. Bases 316 to 2754 code for a protein of 812 amino acids. The transcript has 15 exons. Gene Ontology annotation, biological process: phosphate ion transport; cellular response to phosphate starvation. NCBI's taxonomy places the organism in Eukaryota, Viridiplantae, Streptophyta, Magnoliopsida, Poales, Poaceae. Gene Ontology annotation, molecular function: inositol hexakisphosphate binding. The record is from RefSeq and is a predicted model, not a curated record. Gene Ontology annotation, cellular component: Golgi apparatus; plasma membrane; trans-Golgi network.
CAAGAAGGCACGCUUCCCUCCUCUGUCCAUCUUCCACCCCCCAUCUAUAUAAGCCGCUCACGCAGCAAGGUUGCUUCCGCCACCACUCCUGCCUGUCCCUGUCCCCCCCGGCCGGCCAUCUCCGAUCCUCUCGCCGCCUGCUGAUGUGAAAGAGAUCCUCCGGCCGGCUGCAAGCAGAGAGACGACAGGCAGCACGCACGCACGCCCCGUCCGGCCGGGUAGUAGUAGCUAGGCGCAGCGCGGUAGUGCCAGUGCAACAGCUACUAGUACUAGUACAUAUACGGCAGGGGGUGCAGCUGGCGGCGGUCGCGGAGGAUGGUGAAGUUCUCGCGGGAGUACGAGGCCAGCAUCAUCCCCGAGUGGAAGGCCGCCUUCGUCGACUACAAGGGCCUCAAGAAGCUCGUCAAGAGGAUCAAGAUCGCCCGCCGCGACGCCGCGCCGCUGCUCGCCGCCGGCGCCGGCGGUGGCCGUAGAAGUAGCGACGCCAGCAGCGGCAGCUACGGCUUCUCCGUCCUCGACCCCGUCCGCGCCCUCGCCGCCCACUUCGCCGCGACGCCGGCCUCACCAACGACGCAGGUGGGCGACGACGACGGCGACUCGGACAGCGGCUUGGAAUCGGAUUCGGGGGAGCUCGUAAGAGCCACGGACAAGCAUGAGCAGGAGUUUCUGGAGAAGGCGGACGAGGAGCUGGAGAAGGUGAACAAGUUCUACGCGGCGCAGGAGGCGGACAUGCUGGCGCGCGGCGAGGCCCUCAUCGAGCAGCUCCGCAUCCUGGCCGACGUCAAGCGCAUCCUCGCCGACCACGCCGCGGCGUCCCGGCGCGGGCGGUCGCGGCUCGCCCGGACGGCGGCCUCGUCGCCGCCGCCGUCCGUGAACGGGUCCAACAGCGGCCGCCACCUCCUCUCCUCCCCCUUCGUGGUGGCCUCGCCGCAGUCCAUGUCAGACGGGAGCGUGGAGCUGCAGCAGGCGCGCGUGGCGGAGGGCGCGGCGGUGGCGGAGGAGGUGAUGGCGGCGCUGGAGCGGAACGGCGUCAGCUUCGUGGGCGGCGGGCUGGGCAAGGCCAAGAAGGACGGCAGCGGGAAGCAGCUCAUGGGCCGCGCCGCGCUGCUGCAGCUGCCGGCGACGGUGCGCAUCGACAUCCCGCCCACCAGCCCCGGCCGGGCGGCGCUCAAGGUGUGGGAGGAGCUCGUCAACGUGCUCCGCAAGGACGGCGCAGACCCCGCCGCCGCCUUCGUCCACCGCAAGAAGGUCCAGCACGCCGAGAAGAACAUCCGCGACGCCUUCCUCGCCCUCUACCGCGGCCUCGAACUCCUCAAGAAGUUCAGCUCUCUCAAUGUGAAGGCUUUCACCAAAAUAUUGAAGAAAUUCGUCAAGGUGUCGGAGCAGCAGCGGAAAACUGACCUGUUUUCAGAGAAGGUGAAGAGGUCGCCGUUCAGCAGCUCCGACAAGGUGCUUCAGCUGGCAGACGAGGUGGAGUCCAUCUUCUUGAGGCAUUUCGCGGGCAACGACAGGAAGGUGGCCAUGAAGUACCUGAAGCCGCAGCAGCCCAGGAACACCCAUAUGAUCACCUUCCUCGUAGGCCUGUUCACAGGAACAUUUGUGUCCUUAUUCAUCAUAUAUUCAGUUCUAGCCCAUGUCGCCGGCAUUUUCUCCUCUACCGGAAACACAGCAUACAUGGAGAUUGUUUACCAUGUCUUCAGUAUGUUUGCACUCAUCAGCCUGCACGUCUUCCUGUACGGGUGCAACCUCUUCAUGUGGAAGAGCACCAGGAUCAGCCACAACUUCAUAUUUGAUUUCUCCUCCAGCACCGCCCUGACACACCGGGACGCCUUCCUCAUGUCGGCAUCCAUCAUGUGCACCGUCGUCGCAGCACUGGUCAUCAACCUGUUCCUCAGGAAUGCCGGGGCAACCUACGCCAAUGCAUUGCCCGGGGCACUUCUGCUUCUGUCAGCAGUGGUUCUGUUCUGCCCAUUCAACGUCUUCUACCGCUCGACGCGCUACUGUUUCAUGCGCGUCAUGCGCAACAUCAUGCUCUCGCCAUUCUACAAGGUUCUGAUGGCAGAUUUCUUCAUGGCUGACCAGCUAACCAGCCAGAUCCCACUGUUAAGACACCUCGAGUUCACGGGGUGUUACUUCAUGGCUGGAACUUUUAGAACUCACGAAUAUGGAAGCUGUACCAGCAGCUCUCUAUACAAAAACCUGGCGUACGUGCUUUCCUUCCUGCCAUACUACUGGAGAGCAAUGCAGUGUUUGAGAAGGUACCUGGAAGAAGGCCAUGAUCUCAACCAGCUUGCUAAUGCGGGCAAGUACAUAUCAGCAAUGGUAGCAGCUGCUGUCAGGUUCAAGUAUGCUGCGACACCAACACCAUUCUGGAUGUGGAUGGUCAUAAUAUCAUCUACAGGCGCCACCAUUUACCAGCUCUACUGGGAUUUUGUCAUGGACUGGGGCUUCUUAAACCCAAAAUCUAAAAACUUCUGGCUCCGAGAUCAACUCAUCCUGAAGAAUAAGUCAGUCUACUAUGCUUCCAUGAUGCUCAACCUUGUGCUACGCCUAGCCUGGGCCCAAAGUGUAAUGAAACUCCAUCUUGGUAUGGUGGAGUCUCGCUUGCUGGAUUUCUCACUCGCUUCACUGGAAAUUAUCCGACGUGGGCAUUGGAACUUCUACAGGCUGGAGAAUGAACACUUAACCAACGCUGGAAAGUUUAGAGCAGUGAAGACUGUCCCAUUACCAUUCCGUGAACUUGAAACUGAUUGAUGAAGACAAAGACAAGAACUUGCCAGCAUGUUCCCAGUAUGAAAGGAAUUUAGGGGGGCAGAAGAGUUCCAGGAAUGGAUACUGUCCCUGCUAGUGCUUGUGCAAGAAUUGGUGUUUAAGUGGUAAUAAAAAAAUCAGAGAGCAUAACUGCACAAGACCAAGACGUUGCAGAUUUUAAGAUGGAAUAAGCUCAGACGGUGCAUUGUAAAUGAGGCACCAGGGUUCAACAUGAGGCGUUCUGGUCAGGCAAGAUGAUGUUGAUUUACUUACUGGUCGAUUGAGAAUUGUUGCAUGUCAAUCGACUAACAAGAUCUUAAUUUUGUCAAUCAUUAAGUUAUGAAUGUAUCUGGGAAUUGAUGACUGAAAAAUAUUGCAUGAAAACA